AUGGUGCCACUGCCCUCUGUCUGCUGCAGGUCCCUGGCCCUGGGCCAGCAGUACACAUCUCUGGGCUCACAGCCUCUACUCUGCGGCUCCAUCCCAGGCCUGGUCCCCAAACAACUGCGCUUCUGCCGAAAUUACAUCGAGAUCAUGCCCAGCGUGGCCGAGGGUGUGAAGCUGGGCAUCCAAGAGUGUCAGCACCAGUUCCGGGGCCGCCGCUGGAACUGCACCACCAUAGAUGACAGCCUGGCCAUCUUCGGGCCCGUCUUAGACAAAGCCACCCGCGAGUCGGCCUUCGUACACGCCAUCGCUUCUGCAGGUGUGGCCUUCGCCGUCACCCGCUCCUGCGCUGAGGGCACCUCCACCAUCUGCGGCUGUGACUCGCAUCAUAAGGGGCCACCAGGAGAAGGCUGGAAGUGGGGCGGCUGCAGCGAGGACGCUGACUUCGGGGUGCUGGUAUCCCGGGAGUUCGCGGAUGCUCGCGAGAACAGGCCAGAUGCACGCUCAGCCAUGAACAAGCACAACAACGAGGCGGGCCGCACGACCAUCCUGGACCACAUGCACCUCAAGUGCAAGUGCCACGGGCUGUCGGGCAGCUGCGAGGUGAAGACCUGCUGGUGGGCUCAGCCUGACUUCCGUGCCAUUGGCGACUUCCUCAAGGACAAGUAUGACAGUGCCUCGGAGAUGGUGGUGGAGAAGCACCGUGAGUCCCGGGGCUGGGUGGAGACGCUCCGAGCCAAGUACGCGCUCUUCAAACCACCCACCGAGAGGGACCUGGUCUACUACGAGAACUCGCCCAACUUUUGUGAGCCCAACCCGGAGACGGGCUCCUUUGGCACCAGGGACCGGACUUGCAAUGUCACCUCCCAUGGCAUCGAUGGCUGCGAUCUGCUCUGCUGUGGCCGUGGCCGCAACACGAGGACGGAGAAGCGGAAGGAGAAGUGCCACUGCAUCUUCCACUGGUGCUGCUACGUCAGCUGCCAGGAGUGCAUCCGCAUCUACGACGUGCACACCUGCAAGUAGGGGGCCAGGGCACUGGGAAGCGGUGAAGUGUGUGGCUGGGCGGAUUCACCGAAGCCCGCUGGGAAGCAGGACCUGCUGCCACG
Tupaia belangeri chinensis (Chinese tree shrew) is the source of this 1100-nucleotide messenger RNA. It is a transcript of the gene WNT3, whose product is annotated as Wnt family member 3. The transcript is spliced from 4 exons. Gene Ontology annotation, molecular function: cytokine activity; frizzled binding. The record is from RefSeq and is a predicted model, not a curated record. Gene Ontology annotation, biological process: canonical Wnt signaling pathway; neuron differentiation; multicellular organism development. Gene Ontology annotation, cellular component: extracellular region. Lineage: Eukaryota; Metazoa; Chordata; Mammalia; Scandentia; Tupaiidae. The coding region runs from base 1 to 1017 and encodes 338 amino acids.